Messenger RNA from Topomyia yanbarensis, 473 nucleotides. RefSeq names its product flexible cuticle protein 12-like. Gene Ontology annotation, cellular component: chitin-based extracellular matrix. The transcript is spliced from 2 exons. NCBI's taxonomy places the organism in Eukaryota, Metazoa, Arthropoda, Insecta, Diptera, Culicidae. Gene Ontology annotation, molecular function: structural constituent of chitin-based larval cuticle. The record is from RefSeq and is a predicted model, not a curated record. The coding region runs from base 72 to 389 and encodes 105 amino acids.
ACCCGCGAUUUUUUUGCCUAGUGAAUUUUUGAGCCAGAUUUUAUCGAAGAACCACGCGAAAUCAAAACACAAUGAAGUACAUAAUCGUUUUUGCUGUUGUCCUUGGCGUUGCCCUCGCAGCUCCCCCACAAGAAGAGCGUGAUGCACAGAUCAUCAAGUACGAAAAUGAUAAUCUAGGACUCGAUGGAUACAAGUUCUCAUACGACACCAGCAACCAAAUCAACCGUCAGGAGCAAGCGCAGCUGAAAAACUUUGGUGAGGACAUCAGUGCUCUGGUGGUACAAGGAUCAUACUCGUACACCGGUGAUGAUGGUCAGAUUUACACCGUGAAGUAUAUUGCCGAUGAGAACGGAUUCCAGCCGGAGGCAGCCCAUAUUCCAAGGGCGUGAAUGCGUACAACGGGGAUCUUCUAGUCCAUUUUUGCACCGUGUGUGAAAAUCAGGUAUUGUCUUCUGCAAGGUGAUAUUAUGGAA